This is a messenger RNA of Castor canadensis (American beaver), 609 nucleotides long. The record is from RefSeq and is a predicted model, not a curated record. NCBI's taxonomy places the organism in Eukaryota, Metazoa, Chordata, Mammalia, Rodentia, Castoridae.
CAUGCCCAUGACCCUGUCUUUAGGAGUGUCACACAUUCUCCCAAAAUGCAGGCCUUGGCCAGAAGUCUGGGCCUUCAGAUGCCAGUGGUGCUGCAGAGCAUGUACAUCUUUAAGCAACCUCACUUUGGCGGUGAAGUCUCCCCUCACCAGGAUGCCUCCUUUCUGUACACGGAACCCCUGGGCCGGGUGCUGGGCAUGUGGAUCGCAGUGGAGGAUGCCACGCUGGGGAACGGCUGCCUCUGGUUCAUCCCUGGCUCCCAUACCAGUGGAGUGUCGAGAAGGAUGAUCCGGGCCCCUGCUGGCUCAGUGCCUUGUACCAGCUUCCUCGGGUCAGAGCCAAUCCGUGAUAAUAGACUGUUUGUGCCCACACCAGUGCGGAGAGGGACCUUGGUCUUGAUCCAUGGAGAAGUGGUACACAAGAGUGAGCAGAACCUCUCAGACCAAUCACGCCAGGCCUACACUUUCCACCUGAUGGAGGCUGCUGACACAGUCUGGAGUCCAGAGAACUGGCUCCAGCCGACAGCUGAGCUUCCCUUUCCUCCACUGUACACCUAGAGGCCCUUGCAGAGCUGGUGUGGUCCCCUCUGGGUGAAGCUGUGGACUGUCAAC